This is a messenger RNA of Artibeus jamaicensis (Jamaican fruit-eating bat), 3057 nucleotides long. It is a transcript of the gene ANKMY1, whose product is annotated as ankyrin repeat and MYND domain containing 1. Gene Ontology annotation, molecular function: protein binding. The coding region runs from base 1 to 3057 and encodes 1018 amino acids. The record is from RefSeq and is a predicted model, not a curated record. NCBI's taxonomy places the organism in Eukaryota, Metazoa, Chordata, Mammalia, Chiroptera, Phyllostomidae. The transcript is spliced from 17 exons.
AUGGAAGGGGGUUAUUCCUCGGACUUGUGGUACGAAGUCCCAAGCAGUGACCUGCAGGAGGGGAGGGGCAGCGAGCCGGCUGCCUCCGAGGACCCGGGGACCCUGGAGAGCCCCACGCUCUUCACCAAAAGGUAUGGGCCACAGGCCCUGGAGGAGGAGGAGGAGGAGGAGCCCGAGGGCGAGCUCAGGCAGCAGGACCUGCAGGAGGCCUGCGUCCAGCUGGCCCCAGGCGUGCAGGAGUGGCAGGACGGCUGCGUCUACCGAGGGCAGUUCGGGCUGGGCAUGAAGAUGGGGUCGGGAGAGUUCUCGUGGCCCACGGGCGAGUCCUACCACGGGCAGUUCUACCGGGACCACUGCCACGGCUUUGGCACCUACACGUGGCCGGACGGCUCCCAUUUCACCGGCAUGUUUUACCUCAGCCACCGAGAAGGCUACGGCACCAUGUACAUGAAGGCCCGGCUCUUCCGGGGGCUGUACAAAGCGGACCAGCGCUUUGGACCAGGCGUGGAGACCUUCCCCGACGGCAGCCAGGACGUGGGGCUGUGGUUCCGGGAGCACUUGCUCAAGCUGUGCACCGUGGUCCCCUGCGGCUUCUCCAUCCUCAGUUACCCGGAGUUUGCGGGCUUCCUCACGGACGCUGUGGCCAAAGUCAGCCUUUCCGACGAGGGGACCUUGCGGUGGGACCUGUGCGAGCAGCAGGACCCGUUCUUCUACGACUACAAGCGCUUCCUGCUGGACGACGAGCUGACGCUGCCCCCGGAAGUGCACGUCUACUCGACCGACAACGCCCACAUGCCCGUGACCCGGACUCUCCGCCGAGACCUGGACGCCAGCAUCUUCCUGGGUGGCGUCCCUCCCUUCAUUGAGGACGGAGAGCCCUGGUUCGUCCAAAACGAGACUCCCCUUCUGGUCAGAAUCCAGAAGCAAGCUUACAAGUUCAGGAACACGAAGGCCCACUCCCGCUGGAACAUGGGCGCCAUCCUGGAGGGGGACCGGAGUGGCUUUGCGCGCCCCGGGCCCAAGGAGCGGCUUUCCAGGGAGCUGAUCCUGAAGGCCGAGGAAGGGAACUACAGCUGGAUUUACGGGAUCCUGAGAGACAACCUGGCCAGUCCCGACGUGGCCGACGCACGGGGCUACACCGUGCUCGCCGCCGCCGCAGUUCACUGUCACACUGACGUUGUCAACCUGCUGCUGGACAACGGGGCCGACGUGAACAAGUGCACGGACGAGGGCCUCACGCCUCUCAGCAUGUGCUUCCUCCUCUACUACCCGGCCAGCUCCUUCAAGCCCAACGUUGCCGAGAGGACAGUGCCCAAGACCCAGGUCAGCCCGCGGGCCCUCGACCUGGGUGUUCCAAAACUCCCAGAAACUCAGUUCCGCUCCUCCACAUUCCGCUACCCAGACUCCACCUCCCACAGCGAGCUGGCAUUCACCCCAGGCAGCCAGGAGUCCGACCAUCCACGGGGCAGCCCUGAGAAGUGGGAGUCCACGUCGCUGAGGGACAGCACCAGUGACCUGGACAAAGGGCUGGAGGACACUUCGGGGAACCUGGACAGACACACGCUGGGCAGCGAGACCAACUCCGAGUCCAGCGCGCAGAACUUCUCCGCGGAGCUGACGCAGGACCUGCCGGAGAGGAGCGCUGAGGCCUGGGGCGCGUCGGAGGGGCCCUUCAGCGAGAUGGGCACUGACGGAGGGACCGAGAGGCAGGUGUCGCAGUGCGCGGUCAGACAUGGAAACAGGUGGCUGACCAUCGCCCUCCUGCUGCACCGAGGCGCUGAUCCCAACCUGUGCCGAGUGCCCAUGCAGGUCCUGUUCUUCUGCGUGAAGGCCGGGGACGCGGACGGGGUGCGGAUGCUGCUGGAGAAUGGAGCCAGGACGGACAUCCAGUUACCCCCUACGCUGGGGGCCCUGACCCCGCUCCACAUCGCCGCCGCCCUUCCCGGGGUGGAGGGCGUCAGGAUAACAGAGCUGCUGCUUCACACGAUCACGGACGUGGACGCCCGAGCGACGGACCAGGACGACGUGUACAAAAGACACCAGCUAGACCUGCUGCUGCCUUCAAGCCUGAAGCUCAAUGGUGAGGCAGGCCCGCCCAGCAGCUACUACAGCGCACACUCGUCCGUCCCCAAGGAGGGCGGCAGGACGCCCCUGCAUGUGGCCUGUGAGCGGGAGGACAACUACAGGUGUGCCCGGGACGUGGUCCAGCUGCUCCUCUCGCACAGGGCGGACACCAGCCUGCUGUGGAGCGGCCACUCCCCGCUGUCUCUGUCCAUCGCCAGUGGGAACGAGCUGAUUGUGAAGGAGCUCCUGGCCCACGGCGCGGACCCCAACCUGCCCCUGACCAAAGGCCUGGGCAGCGCCCUGUGUGUUGCCUGCGACAUUUCCUAUGAGCACCAGAGGGGCACGGACAGCAAGCUGGCCCUGAUUGACCGGCUCAUUAACUACGGAGCCGACAUCCUGGCCCCUGUGACGCUGAUGCAGGGGGACAAGGUGGCUGUGGGCACAGCGGUGGACUACGGGUAUUUCAAAUUCUUCCAGGACCGGAAGAUCGCCCACUGCCCCUUCCACAUGCUGAUGCCUGCGGAACGGGAGACCUUCAUGGCCCGGAAGCGGCUCCUGGAGUACCUGGGCUUGCAGCUGCGGCGCGCCGUCCUGGCCAAGGAGAGCCAGUGGGACCCGAAAGUGCUCUACCUGAGCAAGAGAGCGGAGCUGACCCCCUACUUCAGGCUGAAGCAGAAGGGCACUGGCCUGCCGAAGGCGCUGGAGGAGCUGGAGAUCCCCUUCUUCAAGUUCUGCUACCAGUGCGGCCGCUCCGUGGGGGUGCGCCUCCAGCCCUGCAGCCGCUGCUACGGCAUCCUGACCUGCGGCAAGACCUGCAAGACCAGGGCCUGGAGCGAGUUCCAUAGUAAGGACUGCAGCGCCCUGGUGGCCAUGGGGAAAACGUAUCUGCCUCGGUUCAGAAAGGCCCAGGAGCCUCCAAAGCAUGUGUUCCAGUGCCAGGAGCCCGAGUGGUGCAGGUGGAAGCAGGUCUACACCAGCUACAACCAGGAGUGA